UUAAAGGGGAAAGGGGAGGAACAGCAAGGAGCAAGGUGAAAGGCUUUCUACCUUCUUAGCACUCUUGGACUGGCAGGCUUUCUGCGUAGAGCUCAAGGGAAGUCAGCUCUGCAGAGCACCUUCUUGAUGACACGAGGCAAUUUGGCAUAGAGGUAUUAUUUUAGUCUUGCUCUGCCUUUCCACCCAAGAAAGGGUGAGUCAGUCAAUUUGAAGAGCUGGAAGAAACAAACGAAGAGGCUAAAGGAGCCAGAGAAACCGGAGGAGGAGGAGGAGAAGAAGAACAAAUAGAAGAGGAAAUGGGGAGUGGAGCAAGUGCUGAGGAUAAGAGGUCCAAGGAAUUGGAAAAGAAGCUCCAAGAAGAUGCAGACCAGGAGGCAAAGACAGUUAAGCUGCUACUGCUAGGUGCUGGUGAGUCCGGCAAGAGCACAAUUGUCAAACAGAUGAAGAUUAUCCAUCAAGAUGGUUACACAAAAGAAGAAUGUCUGGAGUUCAAAUCUGUCAUCUAUGGCAACAUACUACAGUCCAUCCUGGCCAUCGUCAGAGCCAUGAUCACUUUGGGGAUAGAUUAUGGUGAAUCAGGCCGAGCCGAUGAUGGACGACUGCUGUUCAACUUGGCUGACUCCAUUGAAGAAGGAACCAUGCCCCCAGAGCUAGUUGAAUGUGUAAAGCGGCUCUGGAAAGAUUCGGGUGUUCAGGCCUGCUUUGACCGGGCAGCGGAGUACCAGCUCAAUGACUCUGCCUCAUACUACCUGAACGACCUGGACAGGAUCACAGCUGCCAAUUACCUCCCCAAUGAACAAGAUGUUCUGCGAUCACGAGUUAAGACGACAGGUAUCAUCGAGACAAGAUUCUCUGUCAAAGACCUCAACUUUAGGAUGUUUGAUGUGGGCGGACAGAGAUCAGAGCGCAAGAAGUGGAUCCACUGCUUUGAAGGAGUGACCUGCAUCAUUUUCUGCGGGGCUCUCAGUGCUUAUGACAUGGUGUUGGUAGAAGAUGAUGAAGUGAAUCGCAUGCAUGAAUCUCUGCAUCUGUUCAACAGCAUAUGCAAUCACAAGUUCUUUGCUGCCACUUCCAUUAUUCUAUUUCUGAACAAGAAAGACCUCUUUGAGCAAAAGAUCCAGAAAGUACAUCUCAACAUUUGUUUCCCGGAUUAUGAUGGUCCCAAUACAUAUGAAGAUGCAGGCAAUUACAUCAAGCUUCAGUUCCUUGACCUGAACAUGAGAAAAGAUGUGAAAGAAAUCUACAGUCAUAUGACCUGUGCCACAGACACACAGAACGUUAAAUUUGUAUUUGAUGCAGUGACAGAUGUCAUCAUCAAAGAGAAUCUCAAGGACUGUGGUCUCUUCUAAGACUUCAGCUUUUUAAACAGGAAAGACUUCCAGCUAGCAUCAUUGUUCUGCUAAGCAGAGCCAACGGAAUAAACAAAAGUCACUAAAGCAAAAAAGUCCAUAUGUUUCUAUGACCCACCCAGAACAUAAACAGAAUACCACCAAAAAGGUAGGAAGGAGCAAAGCUAAAAACCUCUCAUCUCCCAGCUGUUUUCUUUGGUAGCUUUUCUUCUUUCUGAAGUAUUCUGCAGUUUAAGUCUUCAAACCAUUAUUUAUAAGUCAACAGUCCGCAAACAAAGAACUGAGUACGUGAUGCUGGACCUUCAUGUGUUUAUGCAACCAUGUUGUUAAAAAGCACACUUCUGUGGGAAUGACACAACCAGUGCUUUUGUGGAUUCUUUGAUAGAACUGUCCAGUUCCUUAUCUAUAAAUGGUCUGGGCUGGGAUUUUGCUGAGUGUGAUCAUAAUGGGUUGAAAAUCCAAGUCAAAUGUAAUUCCUACGUUGUUAUACAUUUGACAAACUUGCUAGUUUAUAAACAAGCCCAGAAAAUUAGAUGACGUUUUCAAACCUUCCAGUAAAUAUAUUAUUUGCAGUUCUAUGGAACGGGUGCAAUUUGUCCCCACAGCCUUAAGUAGGUAUGCCGCUUAUUUGCUUUUAGCCUCCAGAACCCCACAUAUACAUUAGGAAAUUUUGUGACCCCAGUGAUUUACUUCUAAACGACUCAGCCCACAGAGCUCAGCAGUAUUGAUCCCAGUUCAAUGCUUCACCUAUUUGCUGUGGAGACAACUGUUCCACCUGUCUCAUGUAUCCUGAUACAAGAGGUCACAGCAAUGUGCGAAAGAAUACAAUGGACAUAUGAUUAAAGAACUUCUCCACACACAUAGGAAAUAGAGAGAAAUGGUACAACGUUGAAGUGGUUAUGUCAGGAUUUUCACUUUGCUAUUUAGAGCUGUAUUUGUUCUUGACCAUUUGUAAAUAUAUCUGAUGUUACUGUAGACAAGAUUCUUUGUAUCAAUAUUUACAGCAGAGAAUCUCUUACACGGCUUCAGCUAACUGUAGAAAAUCCAAAAAUAAAGAAAUGCACGUAUAAAA
This is a messenger RNA of Sphaerodactylus townsendi, 2421 nucleotides long. RefSeq names its product G protein subunit alpha transducin 2 (gene GNAT2). Lineage: Eukaryota; Metazoa; Chordata; Lepidosauria; Squamata; Sphaerodactylidae. Gene Ontology annotation, biological process: adenylate cyclase-modulating G protein-coupled receptor signaling pathway; detection of chemical stimulus involved in sensory perception of bitter taste. Bases 297 to 1349 code for a protein of 350 amino acids. Gene Ontology annotation, cellular component: heterotrimeric G-protein complex; photoreceptor inner segment; photoreceptor outer segment. The transcript is spliced from 9 exons. The record is from RefSeq and is a predicted model, not a curated record. Gene Ontology annotation, molecular function: G-protein beta/gamma-subunit complex binding; G protein-coupled receptor binding; GTPase activity.